AGGCGAUAUAAAGCGCGGGGACUUGGCAGGUUACGAUUAGUGUCCCUACUGUUCCAGUGUAAGGACGUGCUAGAGGAGCUGCUGACAAGACCUUCCUUCCUCACCUACCACCACCACCUAGCAACACUCACCUACGACCACUUCAGAGACUUAGGUACAGGAAGACGCAAACCACCUCGAAAAGAUGGGAAAGAUCAAGGACAUGCGCGAUUACGUGGGCAAGGCCGAGCUGCGGGAACUGGACCUGUGGAAGGCGGUGGCGGCGGAGUUCUUGGGGACUAUGGUGUUGGUCUUCGUCGGUACCAGCUCCUGCCUCAACGGGUGGACUGAAGGAUACGCUCCCUCCGUCGUCCAGAUCUCCUUGUGCUUCGGCAUCACCCUCGCUACUCUGGCACAGGCAUUGGGUCACAUCUCAGGUUGCCACGUGAACCCGGCCGUGACCUGUGGGAUGCUGGUAGCUCGUCACAUCUCGGUGGUGAGGUCCCUGUUCUACAUCAUCGCCCAGUGUGCUGGAGGACUGGUUGGAUCGGCUAUACUGUUGGGAGUGACGCCAGCUGAGCGACAGGGCAGCCUGGGCAUGACUUCCAUCAACCCGGCCGUGAACGUAGGCCAGGCGGUGGGUUUCGAGCUGCUCUUCACUUUCGUACUGGUGCUGACGGUUUUCAGCGUCUGUGACGAGCGAAGGAACGAUGUCAAGGGCUCGGCACCUCUAGCCAUUGGCCUCUCCGUCGCUGCCUGCCAUCUCGCCGGCGUGCCCAUCACAGGUGCCUCCAUGAACCCGGCUCGCACCUUUGGCCCAGCUGUCGUCGCCGGACUUUGGGAGAACCAUUGGGUGUACUGGACUGGUCCCAUCCUCGGCGGGAUGAUGGCUGCCCUCAUCUACACCUACCUGUUCAGGGCCCCCAAGAUUACCCCCAGCUACGACAUCAACCUGGAGAACUGCAAUAAGGGCGGCAACAAAGCCUAAGGUGUACUGGCUGGGUCCCAUUCUAGGUGGCAUCAUUGCAGCGUGUUUGUAUGAAGUCUGGACCACGCCCACAACCCUAUCAUUAUCAUCACCACCAUCACGCCCACACCACAAUGACGACCCUAACGACGACCCCACCGCUGCCUUCCUCGUUUCUGGACCCAAGAUUGAGAUAGUUGCUGAUAGAACCACUUGUAUCUGAGGCCAUUGGAUCUAUUAGCUGACUAAUUGAAUCUGUGCUAUGUUUAAUCAGCUAUGCACGGCUAUAAUAUUUUCUAUAUCUAUCUCUGCUAUACAAGUUCUAUGUCAGCUAUAUAUUGUACAAUCAUUAGUACUUUUUUUUUAUAUCUCUGCUAUACACGAAAGCUUGUAUUGCAGCUACUGUACACACACACACACACACACACACACACACACACACACACCUAACCUCAUCCACUAAGUAUGACCCAUUUUUUUUAACUUCAGCUGUACAUUAAACACAAAAACUCAUAAUAUAUCAAAAGUAAUAUUUGUAUUGAGAAUGUCUAACAGUUUAUGAGCUGUUUCCCUGAGGUGUGUGUGUGUGUUAUGCUUUACAAACAUUAAUUAACGCCACUCAAUUUCAACCAUCUAAGAAUCACAUUAUAUCCAAACUACUCUUAAAAUUAGUAACUUUUAUCCAUUAUCGCGCUGCACAAUCUUCAACAUCAAAUCCCAACUCAUCCUGACUUAGUGAAGACGAGUAUAAAUAUCAUAGUUCAUCCUGACACUCUUCUGCAUUUUACACCAUCUAUGAGUCAUGUUAGGCUGCCUUAACUACAGAUCCUAACUACCUGAACUAGUUAAUCACCUCAUUGAGCGUAGAACAAUCAUCACGUGACUAAAUAGAUAAUAUUUUUGUGCGUGACGUCAUUCAUUACAUCAUACCAUCAGAACUUUCAUCUAUAAGUAUAACAUUCAUAAAUAAGUGUAUGGAGAAUUACUUAUAUUACUCAUUACUUUAUAUUUACUUUAACUAUAGUAAACAACAACAGUAUCUUCACGGGGUGGGGGAGGGGGUGAUUGAUGAAUUCCAAAAUGAACACUGUGACUCCUGUUGUGUUGUCUAAACCUUUCGUCCAUUGUGUUAUAUUGUUCGCCUCUCUUAGUAAACUAUGAAAUAAUUUAUACAUAUAUACCACCAUUACAUACUAACCUCACGGCUAUAUUAACUAAUGUAUAUGCUAUAAUAGCCUAUAGAGCAAUCAUUUAUAUCAACUGUCUAUAUUUAUACAUCAUAUCAGUUCAUAUUUGCAUUGUUUUAUAAUAUUAAAUAAAGAUUAAGAAAUAAAAGUA
Molecule: messenger RNA, 2284 nt
Organism: Homarus americanus (American lobster)
Lineage: Eukaryota; Metazoa; Arthropoda; Malacostraca; Decapoda; Nephropidae
Product: aquaporin AQPAe.a-like
Exons: 7
Coding region: 185-967 (260 amino acids)
Biological process (GO): transmembrane transport
Cellular component (GO): plasma membrane
Molecular function (GO): water channel activity
Source: RefSeq, a predicted model, not a curated record